AUGCAAUAUGCAUGCGCAUCCCACUCAUCUGGCGCCAUUAAAUGCGUUAUUAUAGGCGAUGGCGCUGUUGGAAAGACUUGUCUUUUUCUAAGGUAUAUUACCGGGGGUUUCAAGACGCAACAUGAACCAACGAUUUGCGACGUGUAUGCAAUGAAAGUUACCUACCAAGAUAAGCCUUUUACACUCAAACUCUUUGAUACCGCUGGUCAAGAGGAUUUUGAACAUUUAAGGAAUUUAUGUUAUCAUGAGGCAAAUGUCUUUAUUCUGUGUUUUGCGGUUGAUAACCGGGACUCCUUUGAAAACAUUGAAAAGGUAAGACCAUAA
Molecule: messenger RNA, 324 nt
Organism: Dibothriocephalus latus
Lineage: Eukaryota; Metazoa; Platyhelminthes; Cestoda; Diphyllobothriidea; Diphyllobothriidae
Source: the annotation of a GenBank genome assembly